AUGCCCACUAUAACAGAGAGCAGCUACAGGCAAACAGAGCUUCCACAGCUAGACGUGUCUGAGUUCAUGUUCAGACGUCACUCCAACGUGCCUCAUUACUGCCGAUGCUCAGUGUUUUGUUCACUUGUACAGGUUUUGCCGGUCACCGCGAGCAUCACCAUGCUGUGGGCUGGUCAGCGCGAGCAUCGCCAUGCCGUGGUGCGGUGGACCAAGACAGCAGGCAGCGGUUCCGACAAGUUCCAGGAGACGUCCAUCUUCAAUGAGACUCUACGGAUCCCCAACAUCCAGAGAGUGCAGGGCGGCCGCUACUACUGCAAAGCUGAGAACGGGGUGGGGGUGGCUGCCAUCAAGUCCAUUCGUGUAGAUGUGCAGUAUCUGGAUAAGCCUGUGCUCACAGUGCACCAGACGGUGGGUGAUGUACGAGGGAACUACUAUCAGGAGAAAACAGUGUUUUUACGCUGUACGGUAAACUCCAACCCUCCUGCUCGCUUUAUCUGGAAACGAGGAAAUAAACCAAUCGAACAGAGCAAAGACAACGGAGUGGAUAUCUACGAGCCUCUGUACACACAGGGUGAGACAAAGGUGCUGAAACUGAAAAACCUCCGUCCACAGGACUUUGCUAAUUACACCUGUCAGGUGUCCGUCCGGAACGUGUGUGAUAUUCCAGACAGCUCGGUCACCUUUCGCCUUGCCAACACCACUACACCCCCUGCUCUAAAGCUGUCUGUGAAUGAGACGUACGUGGUGGACCCAGGCCAAGAGGUCACACUGUCGUGUGAGGUAACGGCAGGCUUCCCCACACCUACGGUCAGCUGGUCGCGGUACCCUGGAUCCCUCCCUCAGCGGUCCAUGAUCCGAGGCGGGUCCCUCACUCUCCGGUCCGUCACUCCCGCUGAUGCCGGCGUCUACAACUGCACAGCCGUCAACAAUGUGGGAAACCCUGCGAGAAGAACCGUCAACUUCAUUGUGAGAACCAUGAAGAACUUAACGUUCCAGAUCACGCCGGACUCCAACAAAGACAGCGAGAGCAUACAGAUGGGUCGAGACCUCAAACUUUCCUGCCACGUUGACGCCCAGCCUCAGGACAAGGUGAACUACACCUGGUACAAGAACGGAGCUCUCAUCUACUCCGCUGACAGCCUCAUCGUGCUGCGCAGCGACCCAGACAUGCCACCUGGUACCAGCAGCCUGGAAAUUGUGGACAUGAAGUUCAGAGAUCAGGCCACCUACAGCUGCGUAGCGAACUUCCCUGGGAGCAGCGUUCCUGAACUGCGAGUGGAUGUGAACAUCACGCAGAGCAUCGUUCCUCCUGUUCUGAGUGUGCCAGUCGGAGGGGGUGUGGUCAAUGUCAGUGAGGGUGGGACCGCAGAGCUCGUGUGUUUGGUCGAUGGUAAGCCCCGUCCACCCGUUCUGUGGUCCCGUGCAAACAAGGACCUGCCCAUGCCAUCCGGGGAUUGGGUGGUGGAAACACGCGAUGGACGUUUGCGGCUGACCAAUGUGACGCGGGACAUGAUGGGAGCGUACCGCUGCCAAACCGCUCCUUACAACGGCCUAAACAUCAAACGCCGACAGGCUCAGGUGCAGCUCAACGUAGAGUACCCUCCUGUUGUGGAUCCAGUCCUGCUGGAUGUCCGUUCUCAAACGUUUUCGACAGUCAAUCUCCGAUGCCUGAUUCUCAAGUCCAAUCCAAACCGAAUAGCCAGCGCCCGCUGGUAUCGCAAUGGACUGCCCAUCCGAACCCCAACGGUGGACCCUCAAAGUGUCCCUCAGCUUCGCUUCAAACUAGACACCACUAAUAACGGCACUUACGAGUGCAGAGUGAGCAAUGGAGUCGGGACCUCAACCUGCACCUUCAUUGUGUCUGCUCAGCCGUAUAAUGCAGAGUUUUACUACGACACUCCAAACCCCAUUCGCACCUUGAAGAACAAUUAUUCCUACAUCUUACAGUGGACACAGAAAGAGCCCGGCGCCGUGGACAAAAUCAUCGGCUACUGGAUCAAUGUCCAACAGAACCGACAGACGAUUUUGUCCAAACAGAUCACCACUAAAGAGCCGGUGAAAGGUGUGCUGAUGUCCUACACGCUGAUGGACUUGCGUAUUCCCCUGUCGUAUGAGGUCAGCCUCACUCCCAUAACCAGCUUCGGCACCGGAAACACAGUCACGCGUACCAUCCAGUACUCAGAGCCCUACACUUACCCAAGACCUUCAGAUCACGUGUGCGGGUUUGAGGACAUUAGGAUAUGUGGGUUCACUCAAGACCGCAGUGAUGUGUUUGACUGGACCAGACAGAACCACCUCACACAGAACCCCAAACGGUCGGUUAAUACAGGGCCGGACACAGACAGGAGUGGGACGAAAGAAGGUUACUACAUGUAUAUUGAGACGUCACGGCCACGACAGGCCGGGGAUCGAGCUCGUCUUCUCUCUCCAUUGUACAAUGUUACGGCAGCCCGAGGACCAACAGGGACCACCAGAACCCCCUACUGUGUCUCCUUCUACUACCACAUGAACGGAAAACAUAUUGGUACUCUCAAUGUUCUGAUGAGGGUGAAGAGCAUCGCCACUGUGGAUUCUGCCGUCUGGACUCUCUCCGGACACCAGGGGCCCCAAUGGAGGAAGGCAGAUGCUGAGAUCUAUCCGAGCGGACCCUUCCAGGUGGUGUUCGAAGGUAUCCGUGGAAAUGGCUUUGAGGGAGACAUCGCUAUCGAUGACGUUUCCGUUACCAAGGGGAAAUGCAAACAAAAGGAUAGCGUGGACAAAACAGCAGUUCUGUCUGGGACACACCAGAGUCUUCACCUUCUUCCUGCGAUCGUCCAGCUGCUCUGCACCAUCUGUCUGACAUUCCUCCUCAGAUGAUACAGAUACCCCUCAGCACACACACCGCCAGCGUAGGACACCCCCCGCGGCAGCAAUAAGAACUGCCCCAACACGUGACCACCCUUCCUGCUACUGCCUCCUUCAUUUCCUCCUGUUUCUCAUUCCCUUUGUCCUAGCUUCACACCUCAAGUCUACUUUUUCUUUGGUUUUUCAUCGUCUUUGUGGUCACUUGUUGAGCUUAUGUCUGCUAAGUGGCACCUUUAUGUUUUAUAUAAGCAUAACUUCCAUUGAUUUUGUGCAUUUCUGUCCAUAUGUCUUGACAUCUUCAUCUCAGUCGCCCCUGUGUAUGAAUCUGACACACCAAAGUGUCAAUUAUUACCAAAGAUGACGGAGGGCUUACAGGAUGAACAGACGGCUGAAAGAGCAACAAGAACGUCCUUUCCCCAAAUGAACUCUUUCCACAGACUCAAGUGCAAGGAGAUGUGAUUUCCUUAAGACAUUAUGAUUGCAAGGAAUAGUGUGAGCCAGAACGGAUGAGUGAAACAGGUGGUCACGAAGCUACUGAUGACCUGAAUGGACCUGUACAUGCACGUGUACAUGAUAUAUUGGAAAGUAUCAAGCUGCAGAAAGGACAAACAGACUCCAACUGUAACUUCUAGGACUAUGACAAUGUGAAACUAAAGAAGCACAAAUUUAUAUAUUUUUUUUGUAGUUAUUUCGGUUCCUUUACGUGGUAUUCCGUCAGUCUGGGUUUGCUGUACACUUCUUGUCCUUUGGCUUUCUUUAGCAGAAACCGCGUGCCACUGCUGCAUUGCCAUUCAGUUCGUUACGGGGUAGAAUUCGAUUCCGAAAACGACACAAUGUGAACUUUGCACCAGAAGAGCAUCAGUUACCUCACCCUCAAUCUACAAGAACCAUAAAGCACCUGGACAACUUAUGAGAACGAUCACUUUUAGCUUCAGUCAAACUGCUGGGAGAGUGUUGACUCACUGGGUCAGUCGGUCUCGUUCAGCAAUAGAACCGUACCUCUGACUGCAAGGGAUAUGAUUUGGGCACACAGACUCCAACAGAUGGACGCCUCUGGACAGACAAAC
Sinocyclocheilus anshuiensis is the source of this 3911-nucleotide messenger RNA. Its product is annotated as MAM domain-containing glycosylphosphatidylinositol anchor protein 1-like. Lineage: Eukaryota; Metazoa; Chordata; Actinopteri; Cypriniformes; Cyprinidae. The record is from RefSeq and is a predicted model, not a curated record. Gene Ontology annotation, molecular function: axon guidance receptor activity; protein binding. Gene Ontology annotation, cellular component: neuronal cell body; axon; plasma membrane. The transcript is spliced from 17 exons. Gene Ontology annotation, biological process: synapse organization; homophilic cell-cell adhesion. The coding region runs from base 1 to 2856 and encodes 951 amino acids.